Messenger RNA from Hibiscus syriacus, 1029 nucleotides. RefSeq lists its product as uncharacterized. Gene Ontology annotation, cellular component: nucleus. The transcript is spliced from 6 exons. Bases 1 to 999 code for a protein of 332 amino acids. The record is from RefSeq and is a predicted model, not a curated record. NCBI's taxonomy places the organism in Eukaryota, Viridiplantae, Streptophyta, Magnoliopsida, Malvales, Malvaceae.
AUGAAGGAAGCAAGCAUGGUGUCGGACCAAGAGAUAGCAAUGGCCAAGAGGGGUGGAGAACCUGCCCCGGCAGUCCGACCCCAGCGUCUCCACCACCUUAAACGGCUUCGUUCAGCAGCUGGAAGCCAAGCUCAGCCACCUCCUAAAAACCAUUUCAACCUCCAACACCACCCUCAAUUCCCUUCGCAUCAACAAUUUCCUCCCCAUUUUGCUCUCCAACAUCACUGUCAGCUCCCUUUCCAUGAACUCAACUUCCGCCACCCUCAUUCUCCUCUCACCGCUAAACCACCGCCGCAGCUCCAGCAACAUCAACAGCUGCUGCCCCAGCCGGUUGUCACGAAAGCCAAUGUUUCCACUCAAAAUGCCGCUCCCUUUGCCACCACUGAAGUCCCCAAAGAAAGUGCCCUUGUUGCACCCAAAAGAAGAUGUGAAUCAGGGGGUCUGAACAAAGUUUGUAGUGUUUCACCAGAACUUCAAGCCAUAGUUGGUGAGCGAGCUUUGCCGAGGACUGAGAUUGUCAAGCAACUGUGGGCAUAUAUAUGGAAGAACAGCCUGCAAGAUCCGAGUAACAAGAGAAAGAUAAUUUGCGAUGAAGCCCUACGUGUGGUGUUCGAGACAGACUGCACUGACAUGUUCAAGAUGAACGAACUGCUGGCAAAACAUAUUAGCCCUCUUGACCCAUCAAAGGAAUCAAGUCAAACCAAAAAAGGGAAGGUAAAUGUCGAGUCCACCACUGAAGGUGUUGAACCAGGGCCCAAUCCUGUAAUUAUAUCCGAGGCGCUUACCAAGUUUUUGGGUGCAGGAGGAAGGGAGAGGUUAGCUGCUGAGGCAGAAAGGCGCGUUUGGGAGUACACUAAGGUUAAUCAUUUGGAGGAUCCAUCAAAUUCAAUGGUGGUAUUGUGUGAUGCCAAUCUUCGCGAGCUUAUCGGAUGCGAAAGCAUAUCUGUGAUGGGGAUACGUGACUCACUACUAUGUCAUCAUUUAUUUAAGCAAUCCUGAGAUGUCUGAAUUAGAUCUGCUAGAGUUGAC